ACAAGAGAACAGGGAAGUUGUGGCUGAGACGUUGCUUGAAGAUGGCUUUCUCAUUCCAACUGCUGACACUGUGCAGAUCUUAAAUAUUCCUCAAGAAACUCACAAGUUGGAUUUUAAGAUCCCUCGAGCAUUUCUUAGUUUCUGGCAGCCCCUGCUGAGAGGUUUGCACUCCAAACAUUUCACUCAGACUCUGCUGGAGAAAAUGUUUGAUGAUUUGAAGGCCCACGCAAGGAUCACGUCACUUCGGUCUCAGUACCUCAACAGCUGGAUCACAAAAAUUCUGAAGGCUAACUUGCGACUUAAAAAGAAGUUAAAGUCUUCCAAAGCCAAGAAGAAACGAAGCUGCUUGAGAUUGUUCCAUCACCAUAUUUCAUUACAGUGGCUGAAGCUUCUCAGAUAUUGCCUAGAUGCGCCUUGCUGGGCCAGUCCUCACCUCUUGCAUCUGAUUCUGUUGAGUAUGGAACCUCCAUUGCCGGCUGAGGCUCAAGAGAAGCUCUUCUACCUGACUUCUAUUUACACCCAAGAAGAUGGCAUCUUCCCCAAUUCUGGCACCACACUGGACAUUUGCAAGCAGCCCAUUUACACCGUGGAGAGCUUGCUGGAGCUCAAUGCUCCUGCUGCUGCCCACAAAUUCUUGAAGAGAGCAGGGCAGACAGAGGUGUUGCCAGGAAUGGUUAAAGAGAAAGGGUUGGCUGAGGAAGAGGAGGAGGAGGAGGAAGAAGAAGAAGAGAUUGGCACUCAAUCACCAUCACAGCAAGAACCUCUCUUCCUGGAAGACCCAGCAGCUUUGGCUGAGAAAAGAAAAGUUCUUCAGGGGGGAGUCUGGCAAGUUGGCUCAGGUAAAACCUGGCUUCUAAUCUGUUGGGAGUUUGCAUGUUUGGCAUGUUAAGGGCAAAAAAUGGGCCUGAGAGCUUCGUAGUUUAUCUCUGAAUGUCUUGUAUAAAUAAGACUGUGGUUGGAAGGUGCGAACGUGGAGAAUGGUAAAAGCAGGAGGAAAGGAACAUAGAGUUUAGAUAAACUAUGCCCCAUAAUUGCCUUUGUUUAAUGGGAUACCUCUUUUAAUAGCACCUGUCUAUAGUCCAAAGCAAGCAUAUGCAGUUCAUGGACUCCCUGGCUCUGGACAGCUAGAAAUAUGGCCCCAUAAGAUAGUAUAAGAAUGUAAAAAAGAUGGUUAUGUAUAUGCUUUAACUAUAAUAUAUACAUUAUAUGUGGCCCAAGACAAUUUAUCUUUACUCAGUAUGGCCCAGGCAAACAAAAGGUUGAACAUGUUUGGUCUAGAGCAGGGGUGGGGAAUUAUGGCCCUUUCUGAGGAAUUCUGGGAGUUGAAGUUCGCAAGUCAUAAAGGGCCAUCGUUCCACACCUCUGGUCUAGAGGAAGAGGCUUUAUGUCUUUUAAGCUUGAUCCUUGGAAUUUCCAUGUGGCAUUUGGAGCCUGCCAAAACCUUAGAGAGCUGCUGCUAAGAAAAAAACAUAACAAAGGUGGGACCUUCUGAACAAUUGCUAAACCAUAAAUCACCAUUGUUAGUUGAACUGAACAAAGUAACGGGUGUGAAUUUAGAUUCCCAUCUACUCCAAUUAGAUUACUUGUAGGACCUCCUGUAUCCAACUAUUUGUUUUGUAAUAUCCAGCAGAGUUGGCAUGCUUUGAAUUCCUCUCUCAAAGAAGUCACCUAGUGGGAUCAAGGGAGCGUGGCUUCUCUGCUGAGGACCUGUCAUAUGGAACAUCAUGUUCAGAUGGCUGUGACUCUGUCCUUCCUCACUGGGCCACACCAUGGAUUAGAUUGAAAAGGUUUGGUUCCAAGAUGGGACCGUUUCUGAAAGAGCAGAAGACCAAGGUGCUCUCAAGCAGCCUUUCCCAAUUUCCAAAUAUCAGAGCAUUCUGGGAGUUGAAGUUCACAGGUCUAAAAGUUGCCAAGGUUGGAUACUCCUAGUGUUCCCUUUUGGCUCAGUGCAGUGUUUGAACUCAGCUCCUGUGACUUCCUGGGUGACUCUAUCCAUCAUUGGC
Molecule: messenger RNA, 2003 nt
Organism: Thamnophis sirtalis
Lineage: Eukaryota; Metazoa; Chordata; Lepidosauria; Squamata; Natricidae
Source: RefSeq, a predicted model, not a curated record